Molecule: messenger RNA, 3995 nt
Organism: Acipenser ruthenus (sterlet)
Lineage: Eukaryota; Metazoa; Chordata; Actinopteri; Acipenseriformes; Acipenseridae
Product: E3 ubiquitin-protein ligase TRIM47-like
Exons: 8
Coding region: 257-1957 (566 amino acids)
Molecular function (GO): protein binding; zinc ion binding
Source: RefSeq, a predicted model, not a curated record
GUGCGCUUCUUUUGGGCUUGAUUAAAGAACGAGGUCGCUAUUUUUCAGUCAGGAAUCUGGCGACUGUCACCGGAAGUUUUGGAAACUUGGAACGUCGUAUCAGGGGAUCUGGAGCCAGAUAAGCACAGGUCAAUAAAUUGCAUUUCUUAUACGCUAUUUUAUGAUUGUUUCAGGUAAGAAUGCAGCAUAUUGUUUGUUUAAGUGGGAGGUGUUACUAUGGGAAAUUUGAAGACACAACUGCUCCCAGCGUUUCAUCAUGGCCAGCAAUCUCCAUGAAGACCAGUUUACUUGUUCAAUAUGCCUGGAUAUAUUCACCAAGCCAGUCUCUGCUCCAUGUGGGCACAGCUUCUGCAUGAGUUGUAUCCAAAACUACUGGGAUUUGUGGGACAUCUCUAAAUGCCCGCUUUGUGAGAAAGUGUUUCACGGAAGACCAGAUCUCAGCAUUAACAGAACCUUAGCCGAAAUUACGGAGCAGUUCAGAAAGGACAGAGUGAGCAGCUCUGUAGACUGUGCUGCCCAGCCUGGAGAUGUGCUGUGUGACGUCUGCAUUGUGAGAAAGCUAACGGCUAUCAAAUCCUGCCUGGUCUGCCUGGCGUCGUACUGUGAGAAGCACAUCAGGCCUCAUUAUGAAGGACAUGCUUUUAAGAGGCACACACUCGUGAAUCCAGUUGAAGACUUUGAAGGGCAAAUUUGCAACGUGCACCAAAGACUCCUGGAAAUGUAUUGCAGAACUGACCAGCAGGCUGUCUGCUAUUGCUGUGCGGGUCAAGAACACAGAGGUCAUGAAAUUGUUACUGUGGAGAGUGAACGAGCUAAACAAGAGUGUCUGCAGGUGGAGACGCAGAGAGAAAUCCAAAAGAGAACUCAAGAGAGACUGGAGAAGAUGCUGGAGCUGACACAGACAGGGGAGCUGCUUGAAAGCUCGGCACUCAGAGAGGCUGUGGAAAGCAAGGAGAUUAUUACCAAACUGAUUCGCUCUAUUGAGGGAAUCCAGUCUGAGCUUAUCGAGCAGUUGACAAAGGACCAGGAAGCGGCACUGAAUCAGAUUGAGGGCCUCAAGAAACAACUGGAGAAGGAACUCUGUGAGCUAAGCAGGAGAAACGAAGAACUGGAACAGCUUUCAAAGACUGAUAAUCACAUCCGUUUUCUACAGAAUUUGAAGUCUCUGUGUGUCCUUCCUAAUGCUGCUGCCUUGCCCAGUGUUCAGAUAGACUUCUCUUUAGAGAAUGUGAGGGAAACUUUCUCAGCGCUUAAAGGAAAUCUUGAGCGAUCGUGGAAGGGAGAGACAGUGAGGAGAUCUAAGAUGGCGCCAGUCUCUCGGAAGAUAUUUCAUGAGAAAGCAUCUUCCAUCAGAAGCUGUUCCCUGGCCUUUGCAGUUCAGUUUCUAAUACCUGUCAUCAUAGGUGUGAUUGUUCACUUUUACAGAAGCUCCAAGACAACUGAUGUCACUCUGGACUCCCGUACUGCGUCCUCCCAACUCAUUCUGUCUGAAGAUGGAAAACAAGUCCGAUGGGAAGAAUCUGAUCGCCCCAAAAAUACACGUGGGUUUGAUACCCGGGCCUGUGUUCUGGGCAAGGAGGGGUUCACCUCAGGGAGACAUUACUGGGAUGUGGAACUGAAUGGGAAUAGUCUGUGGAGAUUAGGAGUCACCACACAGUCUGCCCAGAGAAAGAGGUGGUUCAGCAUAAACCCACAGAGUGGUUACUGGACUUUGGUGCUGUGGUAUGGAAAUCAGUUCAAGGCUCUUUCUAGCCCUGAGACCCUCAUCCCACUAUGUCUGAAACCCAAUAAGAUGAGGGUGUAUGUGGAUUACAAGCAUGGGCAGAUCUCCUUCUACAAUCCAGAGACAGUAUCUCUCAUCUACACUUUCAUUGACACCUUCACCGACCAACUAUAUCCUUUCUUCUGUACAGUGGACAAUAGAGACCUUAUCAUUGUGUCCCCUGUCGUCACAUGAUGCAAUCCAACAGAGAGACUAGAAACCACAAGGGUUUGUAAUAACCUGAACAAUGUAAAACGUAACCAUGGCUUUGAUCGCUUUAAAACAGCAGAAUUAAUUUUUUUGAAAGUUUAUCCUUGCUGUAAAAAUGUGUCCAUUUUGAUUGCUGACCAUCUUUGGGCUUUUCGUUUUUAUUAGGUACUACAUUGUAUUGGUAGUGUACUGUGUACACUUACAAUAUAAUGACAAUUGUUAUGCAAAUGUAUUAAUAUGUUUUAUUAAGAGUGGUUUAAAAUUCAUCUUGCUAUCUCUUUAGCUUCAGUAACGUUUCUAUUUACACGUCUCCCCAGUGACAGAGAUACGUGUAAGUCGCCCUGGAUAAGGGCGUCUGCUAAGAAAUAAAUAAUAAUAAUAAUAAUAAUGUUGGUUUUAACUACAGUAUAUCUGAGGAUCGCUCAUUAUUAUUAUUAUUAUUAUUAUUAUUAUUAUUAUUAUUUGUUUAUUUAGCAGACGCCUUUAUCCAAGGCGACUUACAGAGACUAGGGUGUGUGAACUAUGCAUCAGCUGCAGAGUCACUUACAACUACGUCUCACCCGAAAGACGGAGCACAAGGAGGUUAAGUGACUUGCUCAGGGUUACACAGUGAGUCAGUGGCUGAGGUGGGAUUUGAACCGGGGACCUCCUGGUUACAAGCCCCUUUUCUUUAACCACACAGCCUCAUUCAGUUGUGCUGAAACUUGUUAUGGGCAUUCAUUCAUUCAUAAUUUACUCCACAUACUUUGGAUGUAGCUUGCGGUGAUAUGCUUUAUCACAAUUCUGAAACCUGAUAGGCUAUUGAAGGCUAUGUCAUAGAAACUGCUUGCCUGAAUCUGAAGCUUAAGCAUUUAUUAUGAUGUAUUGUACAUGCUGUGGAUGUAGGUCAUGAGGACUUACAUAUUAAUUAUAUUGAUAAAUGUAAUGUGUUAUUUGCAUCCUUGAGAGGAAUACCUGGUCAUUAUUGCUCUGUUCAACUUUCCAUUGUGUUGCUAACGAUUAAAAAAAAAAAAAAAAAAACUCCUCCCCCUCAUCAUUGUUUAGUGGAACUUUUUAUUCUUAAAGGUUUAGUUGCUGAGGUUUUAAAAUUAAUUUGCUUACCUCUGCCAUGUUCACAGCUCUAGUUCUGCUGAAAAAAAAAAGCAUUGCAUUUAGGAGUUUAUUAAUUUAAUUUUUCUGUGUUUAUUUAUAGCUAGUUUCGAGUUUUAUACAGAUACCCCCAAAUUUGUUUUUUUCUAUACUGUAUGAAAGUAUUGUUUUCGCUUUCUUUCCAAAACUUUGGGCUGUUUUAUUCUGUCUCAAUAUUUACAGUAACUCGACAGUACUUGUACCUUCUUUCCUUUGCUGUCUUCCACAACGAAACCCUUAUGGUCCCGGGCAUAUUCUUGUGGGGUUUUUUGUGUGUUUAGGCUUUUUUUUCGGGCGUGUAAGUCCUCCCUCUCAAACUGCAAUAUAGCUUUAAGUCCCGCGAGCAAGAACAGUCCUCUGUUUCUAAUUGUAAUCUCGUUAUAAAUCUUGCAGGCUUGUACAAUCCUCCCUGUCUGUGAAGACUCCAAUAGCAGCAGGGCAGCAGUGUGGAGUAGUGGUUAGGGCUCUGGACUCUUGACCGGAGGGUCGUGGGUUCAAUCCCAGGUGGGGGGGACACUGCUGCUGUACCCUUGAGCAAGGUACUUUACCUAGAUUGCUCCAGUAAAAACCCAACUGUAUAAAUGGGUAAUUGUAUGUAAAAAUAAUGUGAUAUCUUGUAACAAUUGUAAUUGUAAAAAUAAUGUGAUAUCUUGUAACAACUGAGAAACCAUUUCCAGUGUUUAUUGGAUAUACGCGGAUUACAUUUUUUUGGUGUCGGUGGUGUUUAUCAGUUAAAUCAGAAGCCCUAAUUAUUAUUUAUUUUAUAGCUGUAUUUUUUUUUUAUUUUACACCAGUCUGUGUUAUUACCCACCUGAUACCAUUAUUGAUACCUGCCUGUGCCUUUGUCUGUGUGCUACAACAAAAAAUAAUAAAUUCUGCAAAUAAUUUCUAAAAA